AUGGUGAAGAUCUGCUGCAUCGGCGCCGGCUACGUCGGCGGCCCGUCCAUGGCCGUGAUGGCGCUCAAAUGCCCGGCCAUCGAGGUCGCCGUCGUGGACGGGUCCCGGCCACGCAUCGACGCCUGGAACAGCGACCGCCUCCCGGUCCUGGAGCCGGGCCUGGACGCCGUCGUCAGGGCCUGCCGCGGCCGCAACCUCACCUUCAGCGCCGACGUGGACCGCCACGUGGCCGACGCCGACAUCGUCUUCGUGUCCGUCAACACGCCCACCAAGGCGCGCGGUCUCGGUGCCGGCAGGGCGCCCGACCUCGCCUACUGGGAGAGCGCGGCGCGCGUGGUCGCCGCCGCCGCGUCCCGCUCCCGCCCUGGCACGGGCAAGAUCGUCGUUGAGAAGUCCGCCGUCCCCGUCAGGACCGCUGAGGCCAUGGAGAGGAUCCUCCAGGCGCACGUCACCGGAAGCGGCGUCGGCGGAGGCUCGUUCCAGGUCCUCUCGAAUCCGGAGUUCUUCUCCGAGGGCACGGCCGUGCGGGACCUGCUGUGCCCCGACCGCGUGGUCAUCGGCGGCCGUGACACCGACGCGGGCGCCGUGCGCGCGCUGGCGGACGUGUACGCGCACUGGGUCCCCGAGGACCGGAUCGUCACCACGGGGCUCCGGUCCGCGGAGCUCACCAAGCUCGCGGCGAGCGCGCUCCUCGCGCAGCGGGUGUCGUCGGUGAACGCGCUCUCGGCGCUGUGCGAGGCCACGGGGGCCGACAUCUCGGACGUCGCGCGCGCCGUCGGCAGCGACGGCCGCGUCGGCUGCGGCAUGUGGUUCCUGGACGCCGGCGUCGGGUUCGGCGGGCCGAGUCUCCGGCGGGACGUGCUGAGCCUGGCGUACGCCUGUGAGGGCCACGGCCUGCACGAGGCGGCGGAGUACUGGCGGCAGGUGGUGGCCGUGAACGAGUACCAGAAGGGCCGGUUCGUGCGCCGCGUGGUGGCGUCCAUGCUCGGCACGGUGGCCGGCAAGAAGGUGGCCGUGCUGGGGCUCGUGUUCAAGAAGGGCGUGCGCGACACGAGGGAGUCGCCGGCGGUGGACGUGUGCCGGGGCCUGCUGGCCGACGGGGCCCGCGUCAGCGUGUACGACCCGGUGGUGGGCGAGACGCAGAUACGGAUGGACACGGCGGCGGUGGAGGUGGAGGUGGAGGUGGCGAGGGACGCGUACGAGGCCGCCGACGGCGCGCACGGCCUCUGCGUGCUGACGGAGUGGGACGAGUUCAGGACGCUGGACUACCACCGGGUAUUCGACGGCAUGAUGAGGCCGGCGUUCGUCUUCGAUGGCCGCAACGUUGUCGAUGCCGGGGAGCUCAGGGAGAUCGGCUUCGUCGUCUACGCCGUCGGCAAGCCGCAGGACGCCUGGCUCAACGGCAUGCCGGCGGUGGCGUAG
This is a messenger RNA of Miscanthus lutarioriparius, 1422 nucleotides long. The record is from the annotation of a GenBank genome assembly. NCBI's taxonomy places the organism in Eukaryota, Viridiplantae, Streptophyta, Magnoliopsida, Poales, Poaceae.